CAGAGAAGGAGCUGCGUGGUGGGGAGGGUCGGCAUCCCUCGCAGCCGCUUCCGCGCCCGUGGACGUGGAUUUCUGUCUAAAAAUAAUGGGGGGAGGAGGGAAAAAAAAAAUACAGGCGAGGAAGGCAGCAGCAGCGAGCAGCGCCUGGCUGGCUGCCAGCGAGGGGCAGUGACUGAGCAUUUACAGCAUCCCCGCCUCCCGCAUGCGGCGGGGCAGGGGCUCGGCGCCGCAUCCCCCGCGGCCGGUACCGCACCGCGCUGCGCCGCACCGGGGGGGCCGGGGGGGCUGCUGAGCGCCUCGGCCGGUGCCCGGGCGGCCCCGAAGGGGUUAAGCCGGGACCUGCCGUCGGGACCUGCCCAGCCAGCCCGGCAACUCGGCGGCGCGCAGCAGGAGCGGGCGGCUGCGGCCGCCUCCACCCGCGCUCCCCGGCGGCACCGGCGGCGGCACCGCGCAGGGAGGAGGUGAAGAUUAAGGACCAGCAUGGAGCAGGGGACAGGAGUGUGAUGGGCUCAUGUGAAGACAGGUCCAGACUGCCCCAUGUCACUGCAUCCGUGCGCCGGUGAGGCUGUGGCUGUGAUCACUCAUUCCUUCUGCACCGUUGCUGCCUGCCGCUGGCAGGUUUCCGGCACCACACAGCCAUGACGACCUCGGCGCUGCGCCGGCAGGUGAAGAACAUCGUGCACAACUACUCGGAGGCAGAGAUCAAGGUGCGGGAGGCCACCUCCAAUGACCCCUGGGGACCCCCCAGCUCCCUGAUGUCAGAGAUCGCCGACCUCACCUUCAACACGGUGGCCUUCGCCGAGGUCAUGGGCAUGAUCUGGCGGCGGCUGAACGACAGCGGCAAGAACUGGCGUCACGUCUACAAAGCCCUCACCCUCCUGGACUACCUCAUCAAAACCGGCUCCGAAAAGGUGACCCACCAGUGCCGGGAGAACCUCUACACCAUCCAGACGCUGAAGGACUUCCAGUACGUGGACCGCGAUGGCAAGGACCAGGGCAUCAACAUCCGGGAGAAGGUGAAGCAGGUGAUGGCGCUGCUGAAGGACGAGGAGCGGCUGAAGCAGGAGCGGGCGCACGCGCUGCAGACCAAGGAGCGCAUGGCCCUGGAGGGCAUGGGCAGUGGCAGCCACCAGGUCACCUACGGCCGCCGUGCGUCACCCUACGGCGAGGACUACGGCCGGGCACGGGGCUCGCCCUCCUCCUUCAACUCAUCAUCCUCAUCCCCACGGUUCGCCUCUGACCUGGAGCAAGCACGGCCCCAGACGACGGGCGAGGAGGAGCUGCAGCUGCAGCUGGCGCUGGCCAUGAGUCGGGAGGAGGCAGAGAAGGAGGUGAGGACUUGGCAAGGGGAGAACUCCCUGCAGCAGAGAGCCGUGGAGGAGACUGCCCAGGGCAGGGAGGAAGAGCAAGAAGAAGAUAAGAUGAAGAAAAGCCAGUCCUCCAUCCUGGAGCUGGCAGAUAUAUUCGGACCGGCGCCAGCACCCUCCAGCCACGCGUCUGCUGACCCGUGGGAUGUGCCAGAUAUGAAAGCCAAAGCGGAGCCGGUGGCCUCUGCCUGGGCCGGUGCAGCAGAUCCCUGGGUGCCAGUCCCGGACACCAGUGGGGAGCCCCUCUCCCAGGCGAGCGCCUCAGCCCAGCAAACAUCUGCCGGGCCCUGGGAUUUUCCCCCCAGCACCACUGCGGCCUCUGACCCUUGGGGGAAGGCACCUGUUUCUUCUGGCUUCCCUCCUGCUGACCCUUGGGGGACAGCAUCACCCCCAGCCCCUCAGGGCUCCGGUUCCACUCCAGCUCCUGACCCUUGGGCUGCUGUGCCCGAGCAACCUCCGAACGCUGCUCCAGGGGGGAACGCUUUCGACCCGUUUGCAAAGCCGCCCGAGCCGCCGGAGCAGGAGCCCUCGCAGCCGCCCUCCUCGGCCAAGUCCAGCAGCCCCGUGGAGCCGGACCCCUUUGGCGACCUGUUCCCCAGCACCAGGCAGGAUGGGGCGAAGAGCUUUGACCUCACCAACCUGGCUGACUCCCUGCCCGAAUCCGGCAAGGAGCGGAAGGACUGUAAAACCCCCGAGGCUUUCCUCGGCCCCGCCGCCUCCUCCCUGGUCAACCUGGACUCCCUGGUCGCACCUACACCGGCUUCCAAGACCCGCAACCCCUUCCUCUCCGGUCUGAGCACGCCGUCCCCAACCAACCCCUUCAGCCUGUCCGAGCAGCCCAAGCCGACGCUGAACCAGAUGCGGACCAGCUCGCCGGUGCCCGGGCUGCCCGCCGGCCACCCCGCCAACUCCAUGACCUACAGCGCGUCCCUGCCGAUGCCCCUCAGCAGCGUCCCCUCCGCCACCGUCGCCCUCCCCGCCUCCGCCAGUGCCUUCCCGCAGGCUGGCACGUUCCCCGAACUCCCCGGCGCCUUGCCGCAGCCUCUACUGCCGCUGAGCGGCCCCCCGGCUCCGCCGUCCGCGCCCGGGGGACUCAACCCCUUCCUCUGAACCCUCUGGACAUGUGGACUCUCGCCCCUUCCCUGGCUGUUACAGCCCCCCCAUCUUUCCUCCCGCCAAGACUUGAGGGGGCAGCGGUUCGCUAAAGCUGCACCGGAGUGUGCCCCCCACCCAGCCCCGACCCCGUGCCCGCUGUGCGGGGCAGCCAGCAUGAGACCCCCGUGCUUGACGGGCAGCAGGGGACCCCCUUCCCCUGCGAGGGCCAGUGCGGGGGGCCGCGGUGGGGCUGGCUGGGGGGCAGCCAGCAUGAGCCCCGGUGCUUGACGGGCAGGAAGGGACCCCCUUGCCCUGCAAGGGGGCCACGGCAGAGCCCCUGUGAAGGGCUGUGGUGUAGGGGCUCCGCUGCAGCGGGACCGGGCGGGUGCGCGGGGGUCCGGCUGCUGGAUGUGGACCCCCGGCGUGGGGGGGCUUUGUGGGGAGCUGGGGCAGCGCGGGGCCGGGAGGAGGGAGCUGGGGGGUUCUCCCACCCCGCGUGGUUCGCGCUCCCUUGGCUGCUGCCCCUCGCCUCCGUCUCGCCGCCCCUCGCCCACUGCUGGGCGCCGCUCCGUGUCCGGGGAGCGCCUGGGCUUGGGCGCGGCGGCGGCGGCUGGCUGCGGGUGCCCGUGCGACAAUAAACUGCGCUGAGCGACA
Pipra filicauda (Wire-tailed manakin) is the source of this 3116-nucleotide messenger RNA. RefSeq names its product epsin 3 (gene EPN3). Gene Ontology annotation, cellular component: clathrin vesicle coat; endosome; plasma membrane. The record is from RefSeq and is a predicted model, not a curated record. Gene Ontology annotation, biological process: endocytosis. Gene Ontology annotation, molecular function: phospholipid binding; clathrin binding. Bases 639 to 2477 code for a protein of 612 amino acids. Lineage: Eukaryota; Metazoa; Chordata; Aves; Passeriformes; Pipridae. The transcript has 10 exons.